AUGCAGAAAGAAUACGCAAUCGGUAUUGACUUAGGUACUACUAACUCUUGUAUGGCCGUCAUGCAAAAUGGUAAGCCAGAAAUUAUCGUUAAUAAGAUCGGAGGCCGAACUACUCCUUCUAUCAUUGGCUUUACUCCUAAUGAAGUCAUCUUUGGCGAAGCAGCCGCUAAUAAUAUCAAAAACGACCCAGCCAACACUAUCUACGAUGCAAAAAGACUUAUCGGAAUGGAAUUCAAUGAUUCAGUUGUCCAAGAAGAUAUCAAACAUUGGCCUUUUAAAGUAAUCAGUGCAGGUAACCGUCCUAAGAUAGUUAUUAAUGUCAAAGGAACCCAACAAGAAUUCUACCCAGAACAAAUCAGUUCUAAACUCCUUAAGUACUUAAAGGAAUGUGCUGAAGAGUAUUUAGGAGGUCCAGUUACUAAGGCCGUUGUUACAGUCCCAGCUUACUUCCAGAACAACCAAAGGGAGUUAACUAAGGAAGCAGCUACUUUAGCCGGAUUAGAAGUACUUAGAAUUAUUAAUGAACCUACUGCAGCAGCUGUUGCUUAUGGUAUUGAUCAGAAAUCUAAUCAGGAAAAGAACAUUCUUGUUUUUGAUUUUGGCGGUGGUACUUUUGAUGUUAGUAUUUUGACUUUAGAUGAUAAUCUGUUUGAAGUAAAAGCAACGGGUGGUAAUACUCAUUUAGGUGGAUCUGAUUUAGAUAACAAAUUAUGUGAGUAUUAUGCUAAGCAGUUUGCUAAGGAGAAGAAUAUUAAGGUGGAAGAUCUUAAGGGUAAACCAAUGGGUCGAUUGAAGGCCCAAAUUGAAACGGCUAAGAAGUACUUAUCUGUCUCUACUUCUACUCAGUUAAUGAUUGAUUCUUUCUAUAAGGGUGAAGAUUUAUGUUAUACUGUAACUCGUACUAUGUUUGAGAUGAUCUGUAAGGAGUACUUUGAUCAGUUGAUUCCUUGUGUAGAGAAGACUUUAGCUUCUUCUCGGUUGAGUAAGAAUGAGAUUGCUGAAGUAAUUCUAGUGGGAGGUUCAACGCGUAUUCCUAAGGUCCAGAAGAUGCUUUCUGAUUACUUUGGGGGUAAACCAUUGAAUAAGAGUGUGCAUCCGGAUGAAGUAGUUGCUCAGGGUGCUGCUAUUCAAGCGGGUGCUUUAUCUGGUGAUGGAGAAGGGGCUAAUUCUGAUCUUUUGCUUUUGGAUGUUGUUCCCUUAUCUAUUGGUAUUGAGACGGCUGGUGGAGUCUUUGCCCCGAUUGUGCCUAAGAAUACUACUAUUCCUACUAAUAAGACGCAGACUUUUAGUACUUAUUCUGAUAAUCAGACUUCAGUUAGUAUUGUUAUUUAUGAAGGAGAGAGAUCUAUGGUUAAAGAUAAUCAUAGAUUGGGUGAAUUUUUACUGGAAGGUAUUCCUCCUGCUCCUCGGGGUAAACCGGAGAUUGUUGUUUCUUGUAGUGUUGAUUCUAACGGUAUCUUAUCUGUUUCGGCGACUGAGAAUUCAUCGGGUGGUAAGAAGGAGAUUACUAUUACUAAGGAGAAGACUAUUAAUGAUCAGAAUGAGAUUAAGCGUAUGCAAGAAGAUGCGAUUAGGAACAAGGCUCAAGAUGAUAAGAAUAAGGAGAUUAUUCAGAGUUAUUCGGAUAUUGAUGUUUACAUCUACCAGGUAAGGGAGAUGGCUAAGGGAGUGGAAGCUGGUGCUCAAACUCAGAUCAAUGCGUGCUUGGAGGCGGCUGAGAAGUGGUUGAAGGAGCGCAGUUCACCUUUAGAUCGUACGGUUGAGGAGUAUGUGGCUAAGAAGAGCGAGAUAGAAGCUAUCUGUACGCCCUUGUUGCAACAAACGGCCGGCGGAGCAGCUGGAGCCCAAGCAGGAGCCGGAGGUCCCACGGUGGAAGAGGUUAACUAA
Molecule: messenger RNA, 1887 nt
Organism: Nematocida homosporus
Lineage: Eukaryota; Fungi; Microsporidia
Product: heat shock 70kDa protein 1/2/6/8
Exons: 1
Coding region: 1-1887 (628 amino acids)
Biological process (GO): cellular response to unfolded protein; protein refolding
Cellular component (GO): cytoplasm
Molecular function (GO): ATP hydrolysis activity; misfolded protein binding; heat shock protein binding
Source: RefSeq, a predicted model, not a curated record